Molecule: messenger RNA, 2346 nt
Organism: Caenorhabditis remanei
Lineage: Eukaryota; Metazoa; Nematoda; Chromadorea; Rhabditida; Rhabditidae
Exons: 7
Coding region: 1-2346 (781 amino acids)
Biological process (GO): chromatin remodeling; regulation of DNA-templated transcription
Cellular component (GO): histone methyltransferase complex
Molecular function (GO): protein binding; transcription coactivator activity
Source: RefSeq, a predicted model, not a curated record
AUGGACGAAAAUAAUGAGCUGGAUCACAUGGAUUACCAUGAAGAAAAUAAUGCACCAGUAGAUGAAACCGACAAAAAACUAGUGCGGUGGCGAAAAAUUAACGAGAAUGAUGGACCAACUCCGAAACCGAGACACGGCCAUCGAGCAGUAGUCAUAAGAGACUUGAUAGUUAUUUUCGGUGGCGGAAAUGAAGGAAUGAUUGAUGAGCUGCAUGUAUACAACACCGAAACUCGUGAAUGGGUCGUUCCUCAAAUACGUGGUGAAGCUCCUCAUCCGGCUGCUGCUUUUGGCGCUGCUGCGUUCGGAACAAAAGUGUACAUUUUUGGAGGAAUGGUAGAAUACGGAAAAUAUUCGAACGAUGUAUACGAGCUCACAGCUACUCGUUGGGAAUGGCGUCGAAUGACAACAAAGGUUAUGGGAAAAGAUUUGCCUCCUGCUCCACGCAUCGGACACAGUUUUGUCGUUUCUGAAAAGAAUCAAAAAGCCUAUAUGUUUGGUGGAUUGUGCAAUGAUUUGAAUGACAACAAAAGAAAUAUUCCACGCUACAUGAAUGAUCUUUACGUACUUGAUCUGUCAACAGCUCCGAAUGCUCUUGUUUGGUCAAAGCCAGAGAUUAAAGGAGAUCAACCAUCUGCUCGAGAGUCCCAUACUGCUGUUCUCUAUGAAAACGACCGAGUUUCAAGAAUGGUAGUUUACGGAGGAAUGGACGGCAACAGACUCGGAGAUCUCUGGUAUCUGGACUUGAAUACUUUGCAGUGGACUGAAAUGAAAAUUACUGAUCCACGCCAUGGCUUCCCGCCAAUGCCAAGAUCACUUCAUACGUCUGUUUUGAUAGGAACGAAAAUGUUCGUGUAUGGAGGAUGGGUUCCGGUCAUGCCAACAGCUCCUGGUGAGCAACAAGACAAGGAGUGGAAGUGCACCAGCUCUCUUGGAUGUUGGGACGUAGAAGAAAAUCGCUGGGUUCCAUUACAGCAGUACGACACCGAUAAGGAUGAUGAGCCCCGAGCGCGCUCCGGACAUUGCGCUGCUGCGAUGGGAGACCGUAUGUUCAUUUGGUCCGGAAGAGAUGGAUAUCGUAAAGCGUGGAGUAAUCAAGUUUGCUGUCGUGACAUGUGGGUACUGGAAACCAUGAAACCAGAGCAAUCAGCUAAAGUUCAACUUGGGCGUGCUGGUUUCAGUUCUCUUGAGGUUUCGUGGCCACCAGUGCCAGGAGCUACUGGAUACUUUUUGCAAAUUGGAUUUGGAGACCCGAAAGAUGCAUCGGCAUCUCCAGCAAAACGAGGACAAGUAUCUCCUCGUAAACAACCAGCGGCGGCAACUGUUCAGAAGGAAGAUGAACAAAACAAAGGAGUAACUCCUUCGUUGAUUUCAACUCAAGGAACAACUUACACUACUCCAGCUCCUUCCAAACCAGCUAUCGGAGAAGGAGGACUCCCACAAGAUCUCUUCGAAGAUUCUGAAAAGAACGAGGGAACCUCGACGUCUCCAAAACCAUCUGGAGAUUCCCAAGCAGACGUUGAUUCGAAAAAGCGCGAAAGCAGUUCUGAAAACGCAACUGCGCAGACCUCAGAUAGUGAUGUUAAAAAAGAGAUUGGAGAAGAAAAGAAGAAAGUGGAAGUACAAUUCGAAAACGCGGAUGACGAUCUCCCAUGGUUCGAUGUAGGAAUAAUCAAGAAUGCGUCAAUAAACGUCACUCACUAUUUCAAUGCUCGGCAACAACCUCUUGAGAAGCAACUUCAUGAUUUAGUUGAACAUAAUGCAUUCAAAUGUAUAAACGAGCCAAACUUCACUGCUGAAGACAAAGUUGCACUUAUCAACGGUCAAACGUAUCGGUUCCGUGUGAGCGCCAUUAAUGGAUUGGGAAAAGGAGCUUGGAGUGAAACAGCUUCGUUCAAGACAUGUGUUCCCGGGUAUCCAAGUGCUCCAUCUUCCAUCCGAAUCACCAAGUCUCAAGAUGGUGCUCAACUUACAUGGGAGCCACCAUCUAACACCAAUGUUUCUGGAAAAAUCAUCGAGUACAGUGUCUAUUUGGCAGUGAAGAGUCAAACGGCAAAUCCUGCUGAUAGUCAGUUGGCAUUCAUGAGAGUGUACUGCGGACCCCACGCGGAGUGCCAAGUCCCACAAGCGAACUUGGGAACAGCUUACGUCGAUCAAACCAAUAAACCAGCAAUUAUUUUCAGAAUUGCAGCUAAAAAUGAGAAGGGAUACGGACCAGCAACUCAAGUUAGAUGGCUGCAGGAUCAGCAAAAGUCAAUGCCACCAAGAAGUUUUCCAAAUGUGGCCCCAGGAUAUCUCUACCAACACGCGACUCCACAUUUGAAAAAGCCUCGCUUCGAACAUCAUUGA